CGAGCGGAGCAGCGGAAUGGAGGAGGAGCUGGUUUGGGAGACCCACGGCUUGCUUCCCCUGGAGAGACAGCUCCAUGAGGCCUCACGCUGGAAUCAGGUGGGGAGGAUGAAGGAACUGUUUGAGAAGAGGGUUAACAUCAGGGCGAGGAACCACGUGGGGAGAGUGGCCCUGCACUGGGCUGCAGGUGCUGGGCAUGAGCAGGCUGUGCGGCUGCUCCUGGAGCAUGGGGCCGCUGUGGACGACGCGGACUCGUUUGGGAUGAAUGCGCUUCUCCUGUCUGCCUGGUUCGGCCACUUGCCAAUCGUGCAGAUUCUCGUCAACGCUGGGGCCAAGGUCUACUGUGAGAGCAAGGAUGGUCUGACCUUACUGCACUGUGCGGCUCAGAAAGGACACAUGCCUGUGCUGGCCUUUGUCGUGGAAGACCUGGAGGAUGUAGCCUUGGACAAUGCAGACAAGCUGGGAAGAACAGCAUUUCACAGAGCUGCGGAGCAUGGACAGCUGGAUGCUCUGGACUUCCUCGUGGGCUCUGGCUGUGACCACAGUGUCAAAGACAAGGAGGGGAACACGGCCCUGCACCUGGCUGCCAGCCGGGGCCACACAGCUGUGCUACAGAGACUUGUGGACAUUGGACUAGACCUGGAGGAGCAGAACACAGAGGGUCUGACCGCUUUGCAUGCAGCCGCUGAAGGGAUCCACACGGACUGUGUGAGGCUACUCCUCAGUGCCGGGAGCAACGUCAAUGCCCUCACCCAGAAAAAGCUGAGCUGCCUUCACUACGCAGCUCUUGGUGGCUCUGAGGAUGUGUCCUGGGCACUCAUCAAAGCAGGCGGGUGCACAAACAUGGCAGACAGGCAGGGCACUGUUCCUAUACACCUUGCUGUGAGGCACAACUUCCCUGGCCUGGUCCAGCUCCUCAUAGAUGCCCACAGUGAUCUGGAUGUCAUGGACAUUAGGCAGCAGACUCCCCUCCACCUCGCUGCCGAGCAUGCCUGGCAGGAUGUGGCUGAGAUGCUUCUCGUGGCUGGAGUUGACUUAAGCCUGCGAGAUAAGCAAGGAAAAACAGCCCUGGCAGUGGCCGCCCGCAGCAACCACGUCGGCCUGGUGGACAUGAUCAUAAAAGCUGAUCGCUUCUACAGAUGGGAGAAGGACCACCUUUCAUGCAGGGACACCAGCGACCCCGCUAGAAAGAACCUGACCUUUAAACAAGACCACCGGCAGGAAACACAGCAGCUCCGUUCUGUGCUUUGGCGACUGGCCUCUCGGGGUCUCAGGCCCAACGAGUGGAAGAAACUGGCAUAUUCCUGGGGGUUCACGGAGGCUCACGUCUGUGCCAUUGAGCAGCAGUGGACAGGAUGCAGUAGAGGGCAGCAUAUACAUGCUCUGGGAAGGUGCCAUGGUGGCCUCUACUCUCAUCAUCUGCAGGAACCAGGAGCUACCAGGAGCAUGGUCACCGGAUGCUCCUCAUCUGGCUACAUGGUGUGGCCACAGCUGGGAAGAACCCCAGCAAAGAACUGUUUGAGGGCCUUGUGGCCAUCGGCAGGAGAGGCCUGGCUGAAAGCACCAGGAAGAUGGCAAACGGAGAGCCCAGGGCCCCCAGGAGGUGCACAGCCAUGUGAGCUGUGGGAAUGGUGCAGGACCACGGUAUGGAAGAGGAUCUCCAUAAGAGCUUGCGGAACAGUGCCUGCACACAGACCUCCAGCUACUGGACUGUAGACACCCUGCCCCCGUGAGGAAACUCCCAGACUUUUUGGAGGAUGGGGGAUGUGUCUGUUCUAGGUUCUCUGGGUCAUCCUAUCUCAGGAGUGUGGCCCUUGAAGCUCUCAGCCCACUUUGUUGUGUUUGUGAGGUACAUAUGUGUGUACAUGCAUUACAUGUGUGGAGGCCAGAGGACACUUGCUGGGUAUUCCUCCCCAGACCCUGUCCAUCUUAUGUUUUUUUGUUUUGAGACAGAGACUCUCGAUAUUCCUGGGGAGUCUUGGAUCAACCUUUAUUUGAACAGCCUGUGUGUUUUGAGACAGGGCCCCUCAUUGCCCUACUUAGACUGGCUGGCCAGUGAGCCCAGUGAUCCUCCUGGACGGACCAAGCAUGUGCCCCUGGGCCCUGGUUUUUAUGUGGGUUCUGAGGGUUGAACUCAGGUCCUUCUGUUGCAUGGCAAGUGUACAGACUGAGCCUUAUCCCCAGGCCUCUCACUGUCUCUUCGUUAUCCUAGAACAUCACGAAGCGCCCUCUGGAGGUGCAAGGGUGUCAUUACAGCUAGGGCACCGAGGUCGGAGGAGGAGAAGCAGCUUGUCCAGGUCAUAACACAAAUCAAAUGGCAUCCAUCCAGCUUUCCUCCAACCCAGCCUGCAGGGGGGCUGCAUUCAUCACCUUCAAACCAGAUCGUUCUUAAGUCGUUCAGGACAACACAUUAAUCUCUAGUGCCAAACAGACAGAAGCGGCCAUGCUGAUACCACAGCUGUACUUAAAAGUCCGAUUGUAUGUGUUGACAGUCCGGGAGGCAUGUCUCUCCUUUCCUUCCCUCCAAGUGAAUAGUUGGAUAUAUAAUUUUAAAUUUUUUUUAUCUUUUUUAUCUUGAAAUCAUUUCAGACUUAGCAAAAGUUACAAAACAGUGCUGAGAAUGUUCAAGUUUUCUGCACGAAGCUCCUGUAAAUGUUAACUCUUACACAACUACAGUGUGGUUUUGUGAAAGCAGGAAGUUAGAGGCUGGAGAGAUGGCUCAGUGGCUGAGAACCCUGCUUGCUCUGUUCCCAGCACCCACAUGGCAGCGCACAGCUGUCUCUAACGCUGACUCCAGGUGAUCUGGCGCCCUCUGCUGGCCUCCAGCAUUACUGCCUGUAUGUGGUGUGUGUGUGUGCGUGAGUGAUUGCGUGCCUGCGUGCGUGUGCAUGCUUGACUCUGUGUGACGUGUGUUCAGGCAAACACUCAUACACAGGAAAUCUUUUUGAAAAAAUUAGGAAACUAACAAUGUUUACAAACUAUUCUUUAAUCUCAGACCACAUUCAAGUUUUGUCAAUAUUUGCCCCCUCCUGGAUUACUAUCUGGCCCAGGAUCACAGAGAACAUUUAGACACUUUAGCUGUCACUCUGUUGUGCUUCUCUGGUGCUCUGGAAAUCGAAGGCAGGGUCUCACACUUGCUAAGUACAUGCUAUUCCACUGAGUCAGCCCUUUAGCAUUUGUUUUUGUUUUAGCUAAUGUCUCUCUGGAAGCCCAAGAUGGCCUCAAGCUUGAGAUCCUCCCACCUCAGCCUCCCAAAUACUGGGAUUGCAAGACGCACACCACCAAGCCUGCCCCCUGCCGCAUAUACUUACGUGUGUGUGUCAUAGGAGGGAGGUCAGAGGGCAGCUUGCCAGAGUCAGUCCUCUCCCUCCACCUUGUAGGUCCUGGGCUUGAACUCAGGCCACGAGACUUGAUGGCCAACACUUUCGCCCACCGAGCCAUCUUGCUAGACUCCCCUUCUCUCUCUUAAAAGUUUUUCUUUACAGAUUUAAAUUUUUUAUUCUACGUGUACGUUUUGCAUGCUUGUACGUACGAAGCUCCGCAUCUGCGCCUGGUGCUCGAGGAGGCCAGAAGAGGCAUCGGAUUCCCUGAAACUGGAGUGACAGAGGUCACGAGCCACAGUGUGGGUACUGGGAACUGAACCCCAAUUCUGUACAAGAGCAACAAAGCACCCUUCACUGCUGCGCCGUCUCUCAGCCUCCCACUUCAUCUCUAACAGUCGCGCGAGGAGUAGAACAUGCGGCGUUGACGGGGAUGCUGAUAGCUGCACAUCCAGGAUGGCCCCACUGGCCACGGUGGCCACUGAGACUGUGCAGUGGGCGAGGCUGAGGAACUGAAUUUUCUUUUUCUCUUUUUUCCUCAGUUUUUCAAGAGGGUUUCUCUGUGCAGCCCCAACUGUCCCGGAACUCACUUUGUAGACCAGGCUGGCUGGUCUCGAACUCACAGAGAUUCACCUGCCUCUGCCUUCUGAGUGCAGGGACUAAAGGCUUGCAUGCAUCACUGCCACCAAGUCUAUUUUAUCCAGUUUUAACUACUGAAAUAAUAAUAGUGAAUGAUGGUCUUGUUUUUCUUUCUGGCAGUACCGCUGAGGAGAUUGCCCCUGGUUUUGCCUUGUCAUUUGCCACUUCCAUUUCUCCAGUUAGGGGCUGUGACUGAGAUGGGGUUGGGGUGGGGGUUCCUGGUCUCAGGUUGUCUGGAGCCCGGGCCAGACCAAAGGCCAAUAUCCGAAAACUGCAAUGGAGCAGGUUGGUCAUUGUCACCUCCUGCAGCUGUUCUGAGCUUUUCCCGCCACCUCCCCCAAGGUCGCUUUAGCCACUAACCCACUAACCUUCCAUUUCUAGCCUGUUCUUUCUAUAACGUUAGUGGUUUAGUUUUGUUUCUGAGACAGGGUCUCACCGUGAAAACCAUGCUGUCCUGGAACUCUCUGCAGAGACCAGGCUGGCCUCAAACUCACAGAGAUCUUUUUCCUUCUGCCUCCUAGUACUGAGGCUUGGGACACACCCCAGAUUUUUUUUUUUUUCUGGAUAAACAACCGGCUGUCUUCUGGAGAUUUCUAAAAUAAAAUCUGGUUUGUCUGCAUAUGGAGCAGGACAACAGCAGUGGAAAGGGGGCAGCACAAGUCUUGUUAUGGAAAGAACUCCAAGAUCAAUUAAAUGGGAAAAAAUCAAUGUGUAACUGUGCUAUUGUUUGAGAAAUGAAAGUGAACUUUUAAUUGUAAUGUUUGUAUAAAUAAAAGCCAGAUGUAUAAAUAAAA
Molecule: messenger RNA, 4751 nt
Organism: Chionomys nivalis (European snow vole)
Lineage: Eukaryota; Metazoa; Chordata; Mammalia; Rodentia; Cricetidae
Gene: Ankdd1a
Product: ankyrin repeat and death domain containing 1A
Exons: 15
Coding region: 17-1714 (565 amino acids)
Biological process (GO): signal transduction
Molecular function (GO): protein binding
Source: RefSeq, a predicted model, not a curated record